AUGCAGUUGACGUGGAAAGACAUCCCAACUAUUACGACGAGCAAUGAUCUGCUGGACAUUGUUCUUAAUAGAACGCAAAGAAAGACACCUACAGUGAUCAGACCAGGGUUUGCAAUCACAAGAAUCAGGUCUUUCUACAUGCGUAAGGUAAAGUUUACUGCUGAAGGGUUCGAGGAAAAGUUUGAUGAGAUUUUGAAAGGUUUCCCCAAUAUAAACGACAUCCAUCCAUUCCAUAGGGAUUUGAUGGACACUUUGUAUGAGAAGAAUCAUUAUAAGAUCUCCUUGGCAGCAGUGUCUCGUGCGAAAUCUCUUGUUGAACAAGUCUCGAGAGAUUACAACAGAUUGCUGAAGUUUGGUCAAUCACUCUUUCAAUGUAAACAAUUAAAGAGAGCUGCACUGGGUAGAAUGGCUACCAUUGUCAAGAAAUUGAAAGAUCCUUUAGCUUAUUUGGAACAAGUUCGUCAACAUUUGGGCAGAUUGCCAUCAAUUGAUCCAAAUACUAGAACUUUAUUGAUCUGUGGUUAUCCAAAUGUUGGUAAAUCAUCGUUUUUGAGAUGUAUUACAAAAGCAGAUGUUGAGGUUCAGCCAUAUGCUUUCACAACAAAAUCUUUAUACGUUGGUCAUUUUGAUUAUAAAUACUUGCGUUUCCAAGCGAUAGAUACGCCAGGUAUUCUCGAUAGACCAACGGAAGAAAUGAACAAUAUCGAAAUGCAAUCUAUCUAUGCAAUUGCACAUUUGCGUUCAUGUGUCAUGUACUUCAUGGAUCUUUCAGAACAAUGUGGUUUCACCGUGGAAGCUCAAGUUAAACUAUUUCAUUCUAUUAAGCCACUUUUCGCAAAUAAAUCUGUCAUGGUUGUUAUCAAUAAAACAGAUAUUAUCGCCCCGGAAGAUUUAGAUGAGGAACGUUCUCAAUUACUGCAAACAAUUAGGGAUCAGCCAGGUGUUGAAAUUAUGACAGCUUCUUGUCAACUUGAAGACAAUAUUAUGGAAGUUAGAAAUCAAGCCUGUGAGAAAUUAUUGGCUUCAAGAAUUGAAAAUAAAUUGAAAUCACAAGCAAGAGUUAACAAUGUCUUGAACAAGAUUCACGUCUCCAAACCGCAAGCAAGAGAUGAUGUUGAAAGAACCCCAUUCAUUCCAGAUUCCUUCAAGAAUUUGAAGAAAUACGACCCAGAAGAUCCAGAGAGAAGAAAAUUAGCAAAAGAUGUGGAAGACGAAAACGGUGGGGCUGGUGUUUACAAUUUCAACUUGAAAGAAAAUUAUUUGUUGGAGGAUGAUGAAUGGAAGAAUGACGUUAUGCCGGAAGUUCUUGAUGGUAAGAACGUUUACGACUUCUUGGAUCCUGAAAUUGCAGCCAAAUUAAAGGCUUUAGAGGAAGAAGAAGAGAAGUUGGAGAAUGAAGGUUUCUAUGAAUCUGAUGACGAUGAAUUAACUUUUGAAGGUUUUGAAAAAGAUGAAGUCGAGGAUAUAAAGUCAAAGGCUGAAUGGAUUAGAGAUAAACAAAGAAAGAUGAUUGCUGAAGCAAGAAAUAAGAAGUCUUUGCAUAAUAAAGCAAUGAUGCCACGUUCAAGACAAGUUAAGUCUUUCAGUCAAAUGGAAAAGCAUAUGUCCAAACUAGGUCAUGACAUGUCCUCCUUACAUGACAAACAAAGAAUUGCAGCCGAACAAAGUAUACGUGUUAAUUCCGGUGCUGAUAUCGUUUUCGGUGAAAAUGAAGGAUUGGGUGAGAACGCAAGAGGUUCUAAAUUAAGACAGUCAGAUAGAUUGUUGGACGGUGUUUCUGAUGGUUCUUCUAGAAGUAAGGCUGACAGAUUGGCAAAAGUACAGAGAAGAGAAAGAAAUAGAAUGGCUAGACAAGGUGAAGCAGAUAGACACGAAACUGCCUCACUGCCUAAACAUUUGUUCAGCGGUAAACGUGGUAAUGGUAAGACUGAGUUUAGGUGA
Messenger RNA from Zygotorulaspora mrakii, 1941 nucleotides. It is a transcript of the gene NOG1, whose product is annotated as putative GTPase NOG1. NCBI's taxonomy places the organism in Eukaryota, Fungi, Ascomycota, Saccharomycetes, Saccharomycetales, Saccharomycetaceae. Gene Ontology annotation, molecular function: GTPase activity; RNA binding; GTP binding. Bases 1 to 1941 code for a protein of 646 amino acids. The record is from RefSeq and is a predicted model, not a curated record. Gene Ontology annotation, biological process: ribosomal large subunit biogenesis. Gene Ontology annotation, cellular component: nucleolus. The transcript has a single exon.